AUGGUGGAGAAUUCUCCGUCUCCUCUGCCGGAGAGAGCCAUUUAUGGUUUUGUCCUUUACUUGGCUUCUCAGUGUGGAUUUAUCUUGUAUCUGACGUGGGCUUUUGUUCCUGAAUCAUGGUUACACUCCUUAGGACUGACCUAUUGGCCUCAAAAGUAUUGGGCUGUGGCUAUUCCAGUGUACCUCCUGGUGGUUCUAUGCAUUGCCUAUGUCUUUUUGUUCGGUGUGAAUUUGAUGAGUACGGCUCCCCAAGAUUCCUUAGAGAUAGUCACAGACUCGUAUGCCAAAAAGCAGCAGAUCAAAGAGACUCAAAAAGACGCCAUUCCAGCCCUGCAAGACAUUCCGAUCAGCGAGGUUAAUAGGAUGUUUUUCCUUCCACACUGGAGACAUAAUACAAACACCCACCUGUCAUAG
This is a messenger RNA of Staurois parvus, 414 nucleotides long. The record is from the annotation of a GenBank genome assembly. NCBI's taxonomy places the organism in Eukaryota, Metazoa, Chordata, Amphibia, Anura, Ranidae.